AUGAAUGAACAUCCUCGUUCUAUAUUACAUAGAAUUGAAUUACGUCGUAGAAGUGAACGAGAUAAAUUUGGUUUUGCUAUACAAUAUGAACAACCUUGUUCAAUUUGUGUUUAUUCAGGAAGUUUAGCUCAAUCAAGUGGUCUUCGUUCAGGACAAAUUUUAGCUAAAGUUAAUGGUUAUAAUGUACUUGAUGCAAGACAUGAUGAUGUUAAAAGACUUGUUUAUGCUAAACAUACAAAUCUGCUUGUACUUGAAGUUCUCGAUCCUGAUGAUGAUAUUGAUGAAGAUGAUAGUAUUGAAUGUAAAGAAAAUAUUUUAUCACCAUCUCCUUGUCGUAUAACAUCUAAAAUAUCAGUAAAUGAUGCUCUUCGUGGACGAAUUCUUCGUGAUGUUAACAUCGGUUCAUCAUCAACAAACAAUAAAUAUCCUAUAAAACAUUAUUAUAAAAAAGCUCGAGAAUCUCUAACAUCAUCUUCUCAAGAUUCUACAACAAGUAUAACAUCAGAUCCAAUUAUUUCACAUCAUCAAAAAUCUUUUCCUAAUAUAAAUCGUCAACGUCUAUCAAAAGUUUUAAUUAGUACAAAUCUUCGAAUGUUAUUAUCACAAAUAAAUGAUAUUAUUUUAUUAAAAGAUAUGUAUUCAUCAUUAACACCAGGUGUUAAUCUCAUUGAUUCACAAUCUUCAUUAUCAUUUAAUCAUCAAACAUUAUAUACAUUUUCUUCAAUUGAUUUUCUUGGUUAUUUUGAUAUUGAUCAUAAUAAUAAUAAUAAUCAAAAUGAAUUAGUAAAAAAAAUACAAAAAUUUCUUAAACGUUCAAUAUUAAAUUCAACAUCAAAUAAAAUUGAAUUUCGUAUACAAUGUAAACAAUUUCAAAUAAGUCCAUUAUGGUUUAAAUUUUUAGCUGGAAAAUAUUUAAGUUAUAUUUGUUUAUUUCAUACUCAACCAACAUUAUUUGCACUUAUACUUUAUUGUUCAAUUAGAAUUGAUGAAAAUAUUAAUAAAUUUAAAUAUGAACAUAAUUCAAGUUCAAUGUUUGUUUUUCGUGCAUCAUCAAUUGAUGAAAGAAAUCGAAUAAUACAAUGUUUAUUUACAAGAGCAAAACAUUGUUCAAAUCAUCAAUGUACUAUGGAAGAUAAGCAUAAAAAAGAUAAAUUAGAUGAACCAGAUACCUGUUCAACAAAUAGUUCCUGUGCAACAUCAAUUGAUUCCAAUGUUGAUUCUUGUACAACAGGCACAACAUCACAAUCAUCUGUUGAAUCAUCAUCACCAAAUCCAUUACGAUCUUCAAUUGAAGAAGAUGAUGAAGAAGAUGAUCAACAUCAACGAAGUAUUCCACCACCACCGGAAUUUUGUCAAGAUGAUGAUUUAUGUCCAGUUCCAUGUUCAUCUUCAUCAUCAUCAUCUUUAUCCGAUGGUGAUUUACUUGAUAAUGAAUUAGGAGGCAUAGGAUCAACAGCAACAACAACAAUAGCAACAACAGGUCAAUUUUUAUGGAUUGAUCAUCAUCCUCGUCGUCAUUCUUUUGCAAAUGAUUCACAUUUAAUUGAGGGAAAUAAUUUUCAAUAUCAUCCUUCCAGUCCAUUUUUGGAUCAUCCAACAUCAAUUGAAGAUUUACGUGCACGAUUUGCUUCAGCUUAUAUUUUAACAACUGGUUCUUCUUUAACAGCAAUAAGUAAUGAAAAUGAAUUAUCAUUACAACAUGAAACAAGUAUUAAUGAAGGUUCAAUUGAUUUAAACGAAGAAAAUUCUUCGACAACAUCAUGGGCAAUUAGUUUUGAAAAAUUACUUAAUGAUGAAAUUGGUUUAUAUGUAUUUACAGAAUUUUUAAAAAAAGAAUUUAGUCAAGAAAAUAUUCAAUUUUGGAUUGAAUGUGAAAAUUUUAAAAAAUUAACAAAUCAAGAUGAAAUUCGUCAUAAAGCUACAUCAAUUUGGUCCACAUAUUUAUUUGAUACAAAUGAUGGUUCAUGUCGAAUCAAUAUUGAUAAUCGAACACGACAAGAAUGUCAUGAAUUAUUAUUAACCAAUCCUAAUAUUCAUAUGUUUGAAAAAGCACAAUCUCAAAUAUUUCAUUUAAUGAAAUAUGAUUCUUAUACAAGAUUUUUAAAGUCAGAUAUAUAUAAAGAUUGUAUUAGAAAUGAAAUGCAAGGAAAAUCUAUCUCUUAUUCAAAACAACAAAUAUCAAAAAAUAAUGAAGAAAGAUCAAAUAGUUUUAUUAAAUUAAAAGAUGAAGAAAAAAAAGAUAAAAAACGAAGUCCUUUUUUACCUUGGACUAAAGCUUUUUCUAAAUGGAAACGACCGAUAAAUCCAAAUUCAAUACCUUCAUUAACAAGCUCAAAUUUUGAUUCAUGUUCAAUAAAAUCUUGUCAGAUAUCAUCAUUUAAUACACUUUCACGUUAA
This is a messenger RNA of Rotaria sp. Silwood1, 2397 nucleotides long. Lineage: Eukaryota; Metazoa; Rotifera; Eurotatoria; Philodinida; Philodinidae. The record is from the annotation of a GenBank genome assembly.